Molecule: messenger RNA, 840 nt
Organism: Trichoderma citrinoviride
Lineage: Eukaryota; Fungi; Ascomycota; Sordariomycetes; Hypocreales; Hypocreaceae
Exons: 3
Coding region: 1-840 (279 amino acids)
Source: RefSeq, a predicted model, not a curated record
AUGGCUGUAGAGCUCAGGCUUGGCCCGCCUGACCAUUCCAUACAGGAUAUGCUAAUUCAGCGCCGUGGGAUCUUUGAGGGCACCGCACAUGACGCAGAAUAUUAUGCCGUAGUUGAGAGAAUGCGGGUAUAUGUUAUGUGCUACUAUGUUUCCUCUUGUAUCUCUCUAGCAAUGAGAAAGCCCACUCACUUCAAGUACAUUGGAAACGUUGCAGAUAGUUGCGCCCUGUUGCAGCGACUUUCCCCUACCUCAACCAACGGGACUCUAUGCUGCUUUGUUCAAUUACAAGCACUGGCAGAGGAGGUCGAGCAGCUUUUUCAAUACAAUAGCGGUCAAAUGCCAGAGGCUGUAGGCUAUAUGCAAGUACAAGCCAUGAUGACCACGCUCCGGGGCAAGCUUGAUCAACUGAUUGAAGGACUUCCCCCUCAAGCGCAAACAAACAAAUCAGAACUUCUAUAUGCUAUUCUAGUGCUGGCUACCGCAACACUCGGGGGGGUCACUGUUGGUGAUCCCGGGCAAUUUCGAGAACUCGCAGACAUUCCUGCGUACCUUACGAAUCUCCGGGACAAGAUGAUGUGCAUGGGGACGAUAACAGAUACUGGAGAAGACAGGCGGGACUAUUACUGGAAGAUGAUGCAAUUCUUCAAGCAUUGCCUAAACUGGAUUUCACACUACUCUGGCAAUGAGGCGCACUCAAUAGGCGAUUGUGCGGCUCCUGGUGAUGCUAAUAUGUCGUUUCAAAGGAUCCUGGAGAAUGUUCCUUCAGAAGAAGUAACGCAAGACAACUCAGCAUUCAACGACUUGGAUUUGGAAUGGAUAUGGACUGCUCCAGACUUUUAG